This is a messenger RNA of Nilaparvata lugens (brown planthopper), 14935 nucleotides long. RefSeq names its product fat-like cadherin-related tumor suppressor homolog (gene kug). Gene Ontology annotation, molecular function: calcium ion binding. Gene Ontology annotation, biological process: homophilic cell-cell adhesion. Gene Ontology annotation, cellular component: plasma membrane. Lineage: Eukaryota; Metazoa; Arthropoda; Insecta; Hemiptera; Delphacidae. The record is from RefSeq and is a predicted model, not a curated record.
AACUAAACUUCAGUUGAGCCGGCGGUGUCCUAACGUAAACGUCGCGUAUGUGCUAUGUCGGUCGGUAACUGCUCACGUACUUUUCAAACUUGUAAAAUACAGUGCUAAACGACUCGGUUUACUACAAAACAAGUGUGUUUCGAAUUUCCACGUAAAAUUCGACGAAAUCUCGACGCGAGUGUACAGUGUGUUUGAAUUUUAGUGCCGUAGUUAGUCGUGUUUUAGUCGUUCAACCGUAAUCAGAUUAAAUAACGACGUUUGAAAGCAACAGUGCAAGUUCAUAAUAGUUCAACUUCCAUCAGCGUUACACUAGAUAAAUAUUUUAGUAAAAUAUUCAACGGUAUCCACUUCAAAGUGCGGAGUUGUAACUGUUAACAAAAGCACAGUUACAUAUCAUUAUAAUAGUUCUCGUGCAGAUAAUAAUAUUUAGUAACGAAAUUCUAAAUAGUAUAGUUAUUCAAUAGAAUAUCAGUGGUGUUUGUGAAGUUUUAUAGCAACAUAAAAAUUGGAUAAAAGGAUUGGAUUACGAUCACAUCACAUUUCACGGAAGAAAAGUUUGGAUAAUCAUUUGAUACAGAUGUGACGUUGUGCCACUUUGUCACCAUAUGAUGGCGACACGAUGGCUCAGUCUAUGGUUUGCAUCGAUUGUCGCUGCCCUCCUACUGCCAACAGCCCACCCGGCCGAAGAUGACAUCCGGGACGCCUCCUCUCUUGUCCUCUCGGACGCGUUCAAGUUCACGCGCCAGUCCUACAAUGUCAGCAUCCCCGAGAACGCCAUGGGAAAAACAUUCGUCACGCCCGAAGAAAAGAUGGGCGUGCAGAGGGGUGAAGAAGACCUGGAAGUUCGGUUCAAGAUAGUGAACGGCGAUCGCGACAAGUUCUUCAAGGCUGAGGAACGGUUGGUGGGGGAUUUUUGGUUUCUCCUACUCAGGACUAGAACAGGGAACACUGAUGUGUUGAAUCGCGAACGGAAAGACAGGUAUGUGUUGCAGGUUAGAGCGACGGCUACUAAGAGAGAUGGCAAAAAGACUGCGGUAGUUGACGCCGAAACUACUGUCAUCGUAACUGUCCUCGAUCAAAACGAUCUCAACCCUCUCUUCUACCCCACAGACUACGAGGAAACAAUAUCCGAGGAUGUUCCUCUACACCAGAGCAUCCUCAGGGUAUCCGCAGAGGAUGCAGAUCUGGGUAGGAAUGGGGAACUGUACUACAGCUUCCAAGAAGACACUGAACAAUUCGCUGUACAUCCUACAACCGGUGUUGUAACCCUCACCCGCCCCCUCCGAUACUCUGAAAGAUCGUUACACCAGUUGACAGUGCUCGCACAGGAUAGGGGGAGUGUGUUGAAGGGUGGGGGGAAACCCAGUGCAGCUCAGUUGAGAAUCAUAGUGAAGCAAGUGAACCUAUACGGACCAGAAAUGUAUGUUCACCACCUCCCAGAUAUUGUAGAAAAUUCAAACACUGAUAUUUAUGCGAUUGUCAGAGUGUUGGAUAGGGAUGAAGGUAUCCAUGGGAAGAUCAAAUCGUUGGAAAUUGUUGAUGGGGAUCCCGAUGGGCAUUUUAGGAUAACUAGGAGUCAAUCGAAAGUUGAUGAGUUCAAUAUUGAGGUGUUGAAGCUGUUAGAUAGGGAGACUGCACCACAAGGUUACAAUCUCACGUUGAGGGCUAUUGAUAGUGGGACACCUCCUAGACAAACCUACAAGUAUGUCCCUGUGCAUCUGGCAGAUCUCAACGAUAACGCACCAGUUUUUGAUAGGGAAAUCUAUGAGGUGGAUAUCCCAGAAACAGCACCCGUGAAUUCUCCUAUUAUUAGAUUGAAAGUAUCCGAUGCAGAUCAAGGGAAAAACGCUCAGGUUUUCUUGGAGAUAGUCGGAGGUAAUGAGGGUAAUGAGUUCAACAUCAACCCUGACACAGGCAUGUUGUACACUGCGGUGCCGUUAGAUGCAGAGGCAAAAGCGUUCUACACACUGACCGUUUCAGCUAUAGAUCAAGGCAACGCGGGAACACGUAAGCAAUCAUCGGCCAAAGUGAAAAUCAAUGUGGUGGAUGCAAAUGAUAAUGACCCCCUGUUUGAGGCCGCUGAAGUGAAUGUAACCAUCAAUGAAAAUGAACCAGCUGGCGCCGCAGUGAUCAAAGUCAACGCACGUGACCGAGAUUCCGGAGAGAACGCCUACAUCUCAUACAGUAUUGCCAACCUAAACCCUGUGCCGUUCGAGAUAGAUCACUUCACAGGCAGCGUGCGCACUACUCAGGUACUAGAUUAUGAAUCAAUGAGGCGAGAGUAUAUACUCAGGAUCAGAGCUUCAGAUUGGGGUGUACCCUACAGGAGACAGACAGAAAUGCAGUUGAGGAUAAUAUUGAGAGAUGUCAAUGAUAAUCGUCCCCAAUUUGAGAAAGUUGACUGCAAUGGUAACGUUCCCAGGUUAUUACCCAUUGGUAGUGAAAUAAUGACGUUAUCAGCGAUUGAUUUCGAUGCAGGGAAUAUCAUCAGUUAUAGAACAGUAUCCGGUAAUGAGGAUGGUUGCUUUUCUUUGGAUAGUACAUCAGGGGUGUUAUCUGUGACCUGUGAUUUGGCUGAUGUGAGUGUGAGUGAGAGAGUUGUAAAUGUGACAGCUACAGAUGGAACGCAUUUUGCUGACGUCACAAGUAUACGUAUGCAGCUUGUAAACACAAAACGGGUGAUGACUAAUAGUAAUAGUGGAGAUGAUACGGGUAACUUUCAGUGUCGUGAUACGGUAGCUAGGAGAUUGACUGAGGUUAUAGCGGCAGCUGAGAAAAAUAACAACCCUUCAAGUCAGGAAGAAUUUGCAAUGAUGCCUUCAAGGUAUGGUGAAAAUGUACACACCCCUGAAUGGCUCACAUUUCCGGUUCAUUUGGAGGUUAACGAAUCUGCACCCAUGGGGAUGGUAUUGACGAAAUUGAGAGCGAGGGAUCGUGAUUUGGGUUAUAAUGGGAAGCUUAUUUUUGGUAUAUCAUCCGGUGAUGAAGACUCUGUUUUCCGGUUGGACCCUGACACAGGCGAAUUAAAAAUUAUCGGGUUUUUGGAUAGAGAACGGGAGACUGAGUAUCUUUUGAAUGUAACUGUGUCAGAUUUGGGUCGACCUAUGAAAUCUACCUACAAAGUGCUCCCUGUUAAUGUGUUGGAUGUUAACGAUAAUGCACCCAAAUUCCAACGGACUUUAGCUAGUUUCAGGGUGACAGAGAACGCAAGGAAUGGGACGGUUAUAUUCAGGGUUAACGCUAGUGAUGCAGAUUUAGGGAGGAACGCGGAGAUCAUGUACUCAUUGGUGACGGAUACUGAUGAUUUUAAGGUUGAUCCUGUGUCGGGUAUGAUCUAUGUGGCAGCGAAUUUGGAUAGAGAGAAACAAGACUUGUAUGAGUUGAAGAUAAGGGCUAGAGAUUGUGGAGGGGAUAUGUCAGAUCCAGCUUCCUUACAUUCAGAUGCCCUGGUGAGGGUUAGUAUAGAUGAUGUGAACGAUAACCCUCCAAGGUUUAGUUUGAGUACGUACUCGGUGAAGACUCGCGAGGAUAUCCCGGAAGGAACCGUGGUAGCUACCGUGUCAGCAACCGAUCCCGAUCUAGGUCACGGUGGGGAGAUAACCUACAGUUUGUUCGGGGAAGCCGAGGUGUAUCUACCGUUCAAGAUCGACCAUCUCACGGGAACGGUUCGCACGGUGAAACGGUUAGAUUUUGAGGAACGACAGGUCCAUAGUUUAACAGUUCGCGCGACCGAUCGCGGUUCACCGCCUCUCACGUCUGAGGCGACUCUAGUGGUUGAAGUGGUCGAUGUCAAUGAGAAUCUGCAUGCGCCGUUAUUCGACGACUUCGUAGUGGCGGCUUCAGUGCUGGAGAAUCAGCCGAUUGGCACCCUGGUAACAACCAUCAGGGCGACGGACGCCGAUCUGCCCGGAGAUGACUCGAGGAUUGGAUACUACAUCAGAGCUGGGGAUGGCAUUGGAUAUUUCAACAUUGAUGAUGAAGGAAAUAUUCGCACACUGGCUGUAUUGGAUGCUGAAACAAAGACUCAUUUCUGGUUGACUGUUGUUGCUCAGGAUCAUGGGGUUGCUCCACUACAUUCCAGUUUACAGGUGUUCAUUUCGGUGGGCAACGUGAACGACAACGUGCCGUUGAGUGUGGAGGCCGUCUACUACCCGCAUGUUGCAGAAAACUCAGCGGCCGGCACCCCAGUCGUGCAGCUGUAUGCCCGGGAUGACGACCUUGAUUCUCAGCAGGUGCUCUCCUUCAGGAUCACAGCUGGCAAUCCGGAGAGCUUCUUCACUAUUGAUUCCAGCUCAGGUCUGAUAAGCACGACGGGACGCAGGCUGGCGGAAACGCAGGCCGAACACAUUCUGGAGGUUACAAUCAGUGAUGACGGUUCUCCAACUCUCUCAUCAACCACAAGGGUGGUGGUAGCAGUUGAUGACGUCAACGACCAUGCUCCAGAGUUCGAGCAGGCUUUCUACAAGAUCGUGAUUCCUCGCACCAGACACCAAGAUGCGCCACUCUUCCAGAAUGGAUCUGGUGACACAGAGCUCGCUCUCGAAGCUCUGCUUGAAAACGGAACUUGGGAAAGCUUCAUAGAGGAUGAACUACUUGGGGAGGCUCUGUUCAGGGUGCAUGCUGUUGAUAGAGACAUUGGCAAUAAUGCUGAGCUGCACUACAGCAUCAAAUCGGGCAGAGGAAAGGGAAAAUUCGGGAUACAUCCCAGUACAGGAACUGUUUAUUCGCAAAGAUCUUUCGCAGCAGGACAGGAAUAUGAUCUAUUGGUGAAAGCAACCGACUACGGUUCGCCCAACAAGAGCUCAACCGCCCGCGUGUCAGUUACAGUGAAGGACACCCCAGAGGAGUCCCCGCACGCCCCCGUCAUUCGACAGCCGGACCAGCGAGUGCAGGUGACAGAGAGCGACACUGUCGGCUUCCUGGUGGCUCUGGUCCAGGCAACAGACGAGGACGGAGAUAUGUUGUGGUACUACAUUGUUGGUGGUGAUCCGAGAUCGGAAUUUGUGAUCAGCGGAGACAAAGGCAGUGUUCUGGUGGCCAAGCAGCUAGACAGAGAGGUGCAGUCUGAAUACAAUCUCACCAUUAGUGUAACUGACGGAGUACACACUGUACUCACACAGUUAUACGUGACGGUGAUGGACAUAAACGAGCACCGACCGUGGUUCACACAGAACCUGUACUCUGCGAACGUGUCUGAGAGCACGCCGGUCGGCACGGAAGUGGUGCAACUGCAGGCCACAGAUGAGGACCAGGAUAGCAAGGUGCUCUACAGUCUGCACUCGGCACGCAGCCCCGCUUCGCUCGCCGCAUUCAAAGUUGACUACCAGACUGGAGUUAUCACUGUCGUGCAAUCGCUUGACAGAGAAAGCAUAGCAGAACACCUGUUAACAGUUAUGGUUAAGGACGCAGGCACUCCGGCCAAACGCAACUUCGCGCGGGUUGUGAUCCAUGUCUACGAUGCGAAUGACCACGCCCCAGAGUUCAGCUCAGCCAUCAUCCAAGGUCGCGUUUUUGAGACAGCUGAUGUCGGAUCAGCUGUUGUCACUGUGCUGGCUGUCGACAAAGAUCACGGCAAUAAUGCCGUCAUUACUUAUUCUAUCACUUCAGGGAACGUGGGCAACGCCUUCACGAUAGAUCCAUUGAUGGGAACAAUACGAGUGGCCAAGGAACUAGACAUGAACUCAAUCGCCGAGUACAUGCUGAUUGUGAAGGCUGUGGAUGGAGGGGCUACUCCACUAUCCUCCACGCUUCCAGUGCAUAUCAUGGUGGUUAUGGCUGAUAAUGCCGCUCCAAGAUUCUUGAAACGUGAAGUAGCAGCUGAACUGUAUGAAAACGAACCAGCCGGAGCUGUGGUGAAACAUCUGGAAGCAAGGAGCACAUCUUCCCUUCUCUUCGAGUUGAUACGCGGCGAUUCGGAAGGACAUUUCGCUGUAGACCCCAGCACAGGUGUGGUGACGACACAGCAACCACUGGACUACGAGACGAACCGAGUGUUCAACCUGAGUGUGACGGCGACCAGUAUGGCGGGCGCCAAGGCUGUGUGUCACGUGAUAGUUCAUGUGCUGGACAGAAACGACAAUGCCCCACGAUUCGUGCAGGCUGCUUAUGAGGGCAAGGUGGCCGAGGAUUCGCCAGUCGGCACCCUGGUGUUGACCAAUGGGAGUGUGCCUUUGGUGAUCAAGGCUAGUGACGCAGAUAGUGAGCUCAAUUCACUAUUGCAGUACGACAUUGUUGAGGCCGGCCCUAGGAGGAUGUUUCAUAUUGAUUCCAGUACUGGUGCCAUCCGUACCAUGCAGAUGCUCGAUUACGAAACGAUGCCUGAGGUGGUUUUCCAUGUGCGGGUGUCCGACCUGGGGAAGCCGAGACUGUCGUCUGAGACGGCCGCCAAGGUUCGCAUCAACAUCCUCGACACCAAUGACUGUGUGCCCGCCUUCACGCAGAAGGAAUACAAGGCUUCCGUUCUCAUGCCCACCUUCACUAAUGUCGCUGUCAUACAGCUUGAAGCAAAAGAUGGAGAUUCGGCUGAUCUGACCAAGCUGUCGUACGAGAUUCUGACGGGCAACUCGGAGAACAUAUACGCGAUGAACUCGUCGACGGGAGUGAUCACAGUGAGGGACACCGUCAGGGCGAGGACAUCCCCGCAUCGACUCAAAGUCAGCGUGUCCGACGGACGGUUCUCCAGCGAAGCUCACGUGAACAUCCAGUGGGAACAGAGCCAGCAUUCGGGUCUGAUGUUCCAGCGCAAACUGUACCAGGGCUCGGUGCUGGAGAACUCGACCAAGGUGUCGACGGUGUCCGUGGUGAACGUGGUGGGCAGCCAGCUCAACGAGCACCUCGUCUUCACCAUCCUCAACCCCUCGCCCCUCUUCCAGAUCGGCCGCACCUCAGGUGCCGUGCGAACCACGGGUCUUCGCUUCGAUCGCGAACUCCAGGAGCAUUAUCAGCUUAUAGUGCAGGCAAGGAGCGAGGAGUACGGCCGAGACUCUCCCCAGGUGGCGCAUGUGCGUGUGAAUGUCACUGUACUGGACAUCAAUGAUAACUGCCCCAUGUUCGUCAACCUGCCCUAUUACGCUGUUGUCUCUGUAGACGCGCACAAAGGAGAUGUCAUCACUAAGGUUCAUGCCAUAGACCUGGACAAAGGCGAGAAUGGUGAGGUGAGAUAUGAACUGAUAAGAGGCCACGGAGAGCUGUUCAGGGUGGAUCGCAAAUCGGGAGAAAUCAGCCUCAAACAGGGACUUGAGGGCCACAACAAAGACUAUCAGCUCAUUAUUGCUGCCUAUGAUGGAGGUAUGUCACCCUGCUCAACCGAGGUCCAAGUCAACGUAAAAGUGAUGGACAGAUCAAUGCCAGUCUUUGACAAACAAUUCUACACCGUUUCGACUCCCGAAGACAUAGAGGUGCAUACUCCACUAGCUGCCAGCAUUAGGGCCGAAUCACCUCUCGACAGAAAACUCAUCUAUUCAAUUGUCAACGGAAAUCAUUUCGAAGAGUUUGCUGUUGAUUUCAAUACUGCUUCUGAUGACAGCAAUGGACCUUGCGUGCUGUACGUAGUGGAUGAACUAGACUACGAGACAAUGCAGCAGUACGCUCUGACUCUGCGUGCAACGGACAGUGUGUCGGGCGUGUAUGCCGAGGUGCUCGUCAGUGUUAUUGUCACGGAUGUCAACGACUGUCCACCCGAGUUCCCGUUUGAGUCAUACAAUGUGUCCUUCUCGGAGGCCUCGCCGUUCGGGUCUCUAGUGCUCAAGGUUGUCGCCAAGGAUAAUGAUACAGGACUGAACGGUGUGAUCAGGUACUCGAUGAAAAACGACAGCGGUAAUUCGUCGGACUACUUCCACGUGGACGCCGAGGACGGCUCCGUCUACCUGAAGCAGUCUCUCGACCAUGAGCUGCAGACGUCGCACCAUCUAGUCAUUGCCGCCACUGACUCGGGCAAACCAUCGCUCUCCACCACCGUACAUGUCUGGAUCACUGUGCUGGACAUGAACGACAACGCGCCCAAGUUCGAGCAGCAGUCUUACACGUGUUGGCUGUCGGAGGAGGCGACACGUGGCCAGUUCGUGACAAUCGUCACGGCCAGCGACCCUGACACUGUCGACCACUCGCGGCUGGUCUACAGUAUAGUCGGUGGCAACCCUCAGCAGACGUUCUCUGUCGACACUAACUCUGGUAUAAUAACUGUGAUCAACCUGCAGAAACUGACCGAAACCCGCAGCCACAUACUGAACGUGUCAGUGAGCGACGGGGUUUACACGAGCUUCACACGGGUCAGCGUCGAGUUGACUGCAGCCAAUCAGCACAGCCCUAGCUUCGAGAAGAGCCAAUACGAGGCGAGGGUGGGGGAGAACCUGUUGGCGGGCACUAGGGUCAUCAAGGUCACCGCACAUGACAGGGAUGCCGGAGUUUAUGGUCAGGUCACCUACUCCAUACCCUCGCAUAGGCUCGGAGAGAUGUUUUACAUUGGUAAUUUGACUGGAGAAAUCUGGACGCGCACCCCGCUGGACCGCGAAGAGCACCGGAUCUACGAGAUCCCCGUGAUGGCGGUGGACUCAGGCGGCCGGUCAGGUUUCUCGUCGGUGCGCCUGCGCGUCCUGGACGAGAACGACAACCCACCCGUCUUCCAGCUGUUGGAAUACAAGGCGUGCAUCAGUGCCGACCUGCAACCCAACUCUGGGUUCCUCAAUGUGCUGGCAGUGGAUCCCGACGAAGACCUGAAUGCUGAGAUCGAGUAUUCCAUCUACGAGACUGAGUCGAGCGGCGUCAAGGAGAUUUUCUCCAUCAAUCGACGGACGGGUUCGCUCUCUCUGCUCAAAUCACUUGUGCCUUAUGAAAACCAAAUGUUCCAAUUCUUCGUGAGAGCGACAGACCAGGGUUCCCCGCCACUACACGCCGACGUACCUGUCGAUGUGUACGUGAUGAGUGCCUCCGAUACGCCCCCUCUGUUCCAGCAGCGCGACCAGAAGUUCUUCAUGUCCGAAAAUGCUCAACCUGGAAGCGUAAUAACCCGUGUGAAGCUGAUAUCAGACGUUCCCGUCACCUACCGACUGAUGGGCGGAGGCAGUAUGUUCAGCAUAGACAUGGAGGGUGAGAUCACCCUGUCGGGGGCCCUCGACCGGGAGACAGCCCCCUCUCACCUCAUCAGCGUCCUCGCACUCACCGACUCCAGUCCCCCGCUCACUGCGCUCACCGAGAUAACCCUCCAGGUCUUGGAUGAAAACGACAACCCUCCACAGUUCGACUCGGAUCGGUACCAGGUCAAUGUGGCUGAGAAUGUGCAGGAGGGUACGCCUAUACUCAAAGUUCACGCCACCGACAAAGACGGAGGUAGCAACGGUGAGGUGCGCUACUCUCUGCGUGGUGGUGACAUCUUCACGGUGGACGCCUACACCGGAUGGAUCACCACUCUGGUGGCCCUAGACAAGGAGACCACCCCCUCCUACUCGCUCACUGUGGUGGCCAUUGAUGGCGGAAACCCCUCUCUCUCCGCCACCACUCAGGUCUUUGUUGCACUGGUCGACUACAACGAUAAUCCACCCGUUUUUACGCAGGACUCCUAUGUGGCUGCUGUGAACGAAGACGCCCUCCCAGGCACAGUGGUAGUCCAGGUAUCGGUGAACGACCUUGACCGCGAGGUGAGUUCGCCGGUGGAGUUCCACGUGACCGCGGGUGACCGCCACGCGCAGUUCGCGGUCAGGGCGACCGGAGAGGUGUACGUCGCCCGCCAGCUGGAUCGCGAACAGCAGGACAGCUAUCAUCUCACUGUGCUUGCCACUGAUGGAAAGUUUGUGGCCCUAGCUUCCCUCCAGGUCGAUAUACUAGAUGCUAAUGAUCAACAACCGUACUGCCUGAGAUACAGGUAUCAGGAGAUGAUUUCGGAGGGUGUGUCACCUGGUACAUAUGUGUUGACUGUUCUGGCCACUGAUGCUGACCUUGAACCGAAGCUCAGGUUUUAUCUUACUGGAAACUCGGCUGAUCAUUUCUCCCUCGAUAGAGCUUCAGGUGAACUGAAAACAGCCCGUCUGCUAGACAGAGAGCAGAUAGCGCGCUACCAACUGACUGCGCAUGUGCAAGACAAGGACUGGGAGUGUCUCUCUCACAUCGAGAUCAUCCUGUCAGAUCUUAACGAUAACACGCCCACUUUUGCCAACCGCAACUACACUGCCACUUUGCCCGAGGACUCGCAGAUCGGAACACUGGUCACCAAGAUGCAUGCUACCGAUAACGAUAUUGGCAUGAACCGCAAAAUCCGCUACUACCUUUUGGACUCGGCUGACGGCCACUUCACCAUCGCCUCAGACUCGGGUAUCAUCACACUGGCCAAGCCACUCGACCGCGAGACGCAGGCCUCCUACAACCUGACCGUGAAGGCGGUCGACCAGGGCUCGCCGCCACUGUGGAGCAUCACGGCCCUCACCGUCAUUGUGUUGGACGUCAACGACAAUCCGCCCGAAUUCGUGUCGCGGUCCUACAACGCCAUCGUCCCCGAGAGCACGGCUGUCAACACGGAGGUCGCGCACCUGUUGGCAACGUCGCUUGACACCGGCAUCAAUGCGCAGAUUGUCUACUCGAUCAUCGGCGGAAAUGAGCAUGGCAAGUUCUACAUCGAUCAGAACACAGGUGUGAUAACAAUAUCCCAACAAUUGGACUACGAACGCGCUCACGACUACCUACUAACAGUACAGGCGACCGAUCUGGGAACACCGCCACUCAGCAACCAGGCCCUCGUCAAUGUAACAGUUACCGACAGUAACGACAACCAACCGAUAUUCACACAACAGUCGUACUCGGCACGGGUAUCCGAGGAUAUCCCCAUCGGUGACUCGGUGAUUCAAGUAACUGCUACCGACCUGGACAGCGGAAAGAACGGGGAAGUCAGUUACCACAUUGAACGGGGUGACAGGCAUCAGCAGUUCUACAUUGAUCCCAGCACUGGAACUAUUUCGGUGGCUAGGCCUCUUGAUCGGGAGAUGGUUUCCAGCUAUGUUCUGCAAAUUCGGGCCACCGACAAUGGAAUUCCUCGAGUAUCGAAUCUCGCCAUGGUCAACAUCGAUGUUCUUGACAUCAACGAUAAUCCGCCUCUCUUCCUCCAACCCAACUACACUGCCAUUGUUCAGGAGGACAAAAAACCAGGCUGGGGCGUGACCAAGCUGACCGUUUCGGACGCAGACAUCGCUCCGAACGGGGCACCCUACACGUUCGAGAUCCUUUCCGGUGACCUGGGAGGCACCUUCCGUGUGGAACCGGACGGUAUGGUGCGAACGGCCGCCAAACUCAACUACAAACUGCAAUCUACCUACCUGCUACAUAUACGUGUUUUUGAUAAUGGAUCUCCUAUACUGUAUUCCGAUACUUGGUUAUUGGUGAAGGUGAUAGAGGAGUCACAGUUUCCACCAUCCGUUUCACCCUUGGAUAUUUGGGUGGGGUCGUACUUGGACCGCUGGCCUGGUGGGGAGUUGGGUAGGGUACAUGCUACAGAUCCUGACCAGUAUGACACGUUAACCUUCGGUUUAGCGACAAAAACCCCGUUAUUUACCAUCAACCCUGUAGACGGCGUGUUAACCGCUGAACCAGGUUUAGACACCGGUCGUUACAACCUCAACGUAACCGUGACCGACGGAAAAUACACGUCCCACGCCAACGUACGUGUAACAGUGGACGCGUUAUGGGACGACCAGCUACGGGAGGCUUACAGUAUCCGGUUGAAUGGUGUAACACCCCAUAACUUCAUCCUUAGCCAACGGAAAGGUCUCCUACGUGCUCUAAAAUCUACCCUCCUCAAGGAUACGUCACUGAUCAGUGUGCAGGAGGCGAAACACGGGUACCUGGAUGUGUUGCUGACUAUAAAGGGUGGGGUGGAAGUGGAGCUGUUCAAUGCAGCGUUGCAGAGUAUAGGACUGAACGGCGUGGUGUUGAAUUGUGAGUGCCUUAAUGAAGCGGUCUGUCGACAGAGGAUUCAGUUGGAGUCUGAUCGCAUCCUGACGUUCGCUACGGAUGUGACCAGUUUUGUAGCUCCGCUCAUACGCAUGAUCUGUACUGCGCCUGUAAACUGGGGUAUGCUGGCGACCGUUGUGAAGAAGUAGUGCCUUCAGCGGAGUGCGCGUGCGAGAGUGGUGAGGUGUGUGUGCCCCAGCCCAAGGCACCCGGCUACACAUGUUUGGCCCCGCCCCUUUGUUCCUCAUCGACCAAUCAGACGUGUCCGCCGCCGCCUGCCAUCACGUCAAGCAUCUACUCCAUCACAUGGGAGGAGCUUAUCGCCAUUUGCAUCGCUGUCUCCGCCAUAUUCCUGCUUGUCAUCAUAUUUAUACUGUACAGACGCUGCAGGAACACGACACGAGUAACAAGACUGAACAAGAGUCCACCAGUUCUCAAUCCAGACAUCAAGAGGACGUCAAAAUUGAGCAACCUGGAAGUGUCGCCUGUCACACAACUGUGUCCCCAGCGCCCCGUUUCGUACGCUGCCAGCUGUAACAAUGAGAUCUAUUCGCCACCUCUGAACAACUUGGACACCCUGCGAAGUUAUGGCUCGGCUGGCGAUGAACUCGAGAAUGUCCCGCCAGACUACCUCCGCAAUUUGAACCGCAACCACACCAACAACCAACACAAAAUCAACAACGAUCUGAAACGUGGCUCAGACAAUCCUCCAAGAACAACGAGACGUUCCCUGAGCUGCGUGGAGGAUGAUGCCAACAGAAUUGUGGCAACCGACUGGCCUCACCAAGGUCAUCAAGGUUACCACUGGGAUUGCUCGGACUGGGUUCGACCAAGUCAGAUACCUCUGCCGAAUAUCACGGAAGUUCCGGGUAGUGAAGUGCCAGACUCAUCCAGCUUCCACAGCAACGACAGCAAUGAAUCACCCAUCGCUACUCACAGGCUGCUCACUCCAGUGGACCCAGCCCGUGACCUAGCCACCCUGGACGAAGAACUGUACCUAACCUAUCGUAGCGAGGAGGAGGACGUGAUACCCUAUGGAUUUCCGCGCAGCUAUCCCAGUCACAGCGACCUGUCAACGAACGUCUGCGACAUAGAGGACUCUGACGUGCCAACAUAGCGCAUCGCCACUCACAAACUGAGCAGGGCACUCUAUUAUCUAGCUGCGUCGAAGGUGUCGUGCCGGUUUGUGUUUCCUGUCGCCAAAAUAAUUGAGGUUAUGUAUGCCCGAGCUUCCUCUCUGCCAACAUUAUUCUAUCACCAAUUAUUCUACUUCAAAUGUUGAUAGAUUGUCUACGAAACAAUUAUUUUUGGCUACUCGUUGUAAUACCAUAUUAUACAGAUUUCGAACGACAUUUUCUUGAAACAGUUGUUUAAACUAUUGACAAACCCUUGCAGAUUGGAUCUGAAGUUUCUAUGUGGGAUAUUAAGUAAUUUGUAAUAAUGAGGAAUAAUGUACCUAUUAUGAGAAAAUGAGUGAUAACUUUUACUUCUUAUCCAAACCAAUGUCGAGGCAAAAAACAUUUUGGAUGUAAUACAUAAUUCCAAUUAUAAAAAACUUUACUUCUACAAAUAAUAGAAAUCUUCUAUCCCUCUACUGUAGAAGAAGACCUAUCCCUACUGUGAAUGUAAAGGUGCGUACAGACUUAUGCGCCACGAACACGUGCAUUUCGCUUUUCGUCAACUGAUGUUCAGCUAAUUAUAUUUGUAUUUGUAAGAUGAAGGUAUAAUAAGUUGAUGGAAAAUGAAAUGCAUGUGUUUGUGGCGCGUAAGUCGGUACGCACCUCAACAGUUUGUGAUGAAAUACUAGAGCCACAAAAAUAGCAUUGUUGUUUAUUGAGGGGAGUUGUAUCACAGUUUCCAGUUGGAAUAUCAAUGUUGUUGCUGUACUAAUUUUCCAGAUACUGUAUAUGUGAAUACUUGAAUAGCAAUCUAUUCAAUCAACUAACUCAUUAACGGACUAAACUUCUUACGAUCAAGAUAAUAAUUAUGGAUUAAUUGAGUAUAAAUUAGAUCUCGAACAUGUGUUAAUAUCGUAUCACGUUGAUCGAUAAUGUGUAAUAAUUAUCGUUUGUCUUCCAAAAUAAAACAAAUAAUUUCGAUUGGAAGUUUCGAGAGAAUACUUGUUCAAAAUAUAAAUAAGAUCAUCAUUCUUGAAGGCGAGUGUACUAAGUGUGAAAGAACAUUAUUGCUAACUAUUCCUGUGCUAAUUUAAUGUGCUGACGAAAUAUUUUAGUUGAUAUUUAUGAAUAGUCCAUGAUGUAUUUGUUGAAAUCAUCACUAGCUCUUCCAAUUAUUGGUUGAUGAUUUUAUCGUUUUCAUUAGCAUACCUUUUUCAAGUUGACAAGAUCAUCUUGUUUGCAUUAUUUUGUACUGUUAAUCCUCGAAUAUUCACCUCUGAAGGAAAUGUUUUUCAAUGUAUUGAAUUUUAAUUGAAUUCCGAUGUAAAAAUCAGAAAGGAACAAAUAAUAUAGUGAUGUGGUGUAAUGGAAAAUUUAUCAUUGAAAGAACUUAUUUCUGUUGAGGAAGAUAUCCACGUUUAUUACACCUGGUGUGAAAACCCAUCCCAUGUGGUCAUUUUUGAAAGACAAUUCUAAUACUAAAAAAAUGUUGCUAAUAUACAACAGAAGGUUGAACACUCACAGGUCUAAGAUUCAAAGUGGUGGGGAACUCAUCUGUCUACUAACUUUGGCUAAUAUGUAGCCUAAUUCACGUAGGAAAUUGAUCGGUCAAAGCUUUGUGCUCUGAGUAUGAUCUGAUUUUAAAAACUGAUACUUUGAACACAUUAUAUCCUUGUUUCCCCAAUCUGAAAUAUUCUAUACGUUCUGUAAUAUAACAAGUGUAAUAAAUUAUAUCCCACUGGGCAGCUGUAGAUGAAAUCACAUCUAAAUUGAAUAAAAACAAGUUUCAAUUUUGAAACUCUUGAUAAGACUGAGCAAAAUAGAGUUGACAGUUGCUUAACAAGUUUUAUCUGUUGAGAAGCAUUUUAUAUCGUGCUCCACUUUGU